Messenger RNA from Hibiscus syriacus, 2256 nucleotides. RefSeq names its product probable rhamnogalacturonate lyase B. Lineage: Eukaryota; Viridiplantae; Streptophyta; Magnoliopsida; Malvales; Malvaceae. Gene Ontology annotation, molecular function: catalytic activity; carbohydrate binding. Gene Ontology annotation, biological process: carbohydrate metabolic process. The transcript has 14 exons. The coding region runs from base 1 to 2118 and encodes 705 amino acids. The record is from RefSeq and is a predicted model, not a curated record.
AUGGAGAGCAGGAGGCUGCUUGUUUUAUGGGUGACAAUGAUGAUUGAGUUGUCGCUUUUUGUCUCUGUUCUCUGUGCCGAAAUCCCACCCAGGUUCUCUUCCUAUUAUCACUUACUUCAUCUUAAUUUCUCAGCCUCAACAGUUCAUGGGAAACGGAAAGAGAGAGACAGAGAGAAAGAGAUUGCUUUUAUGGCUGUUGCUUUAGGAAAACUCCUAAGGGAUCAUGACAGUGACACUCAUGUUCGGUUACAAAUAAAUCACCGCGAGGUGAUUAUUGACAAUGGACUCGUUAGAGUCACCAUCGAGAAUCCAUCUGGUUAUUUGGAAGGAAUUAAAUAUAAGGAUAUACGGAAUGUGUUCGAAAGGAGAAACAACAACGACAAUAGAGGGUACUGGGACAUUGUGUGGGAUGGGGGUGCCUAUGACAGACUGGAAACCAAACAUGUCGAGGUCAUAACACAAACUGAUGACCUAGUAGAGAUUUCCUUUACUAAAAAAUGGCACUCUAGGGACCAUGGCAGGACACUUCCCUUAAAUAUACAGAAAAGGUACAUAGUCCAACGCGGCAUUCCGGGGGUCUACAUGUACGGUGUUUUCGAGCGCGAGGCGGAUUUUCCGGAGGCUAACAUGUACCAAAUAAGGAUUGUGUUCAAGCUCAGGGAAGACAAGUUUCGGUUCAUGGUGGUAUCGGACACGAUACAAAGGAUCAUGCCUCGUCCCGAAGAUCGGGAUGAACAUCGAAGCCAGGCUCUUGCCUUCAAAGAAGCUGUUCUACUGACCAAUCCAUCCAAUCCAAGCCUUAAGGGAGAGGUUGAUGACAAGUACCAAUAUUCUACCGAGAACAAAGACAACAAGCUUCACGGUUGGAUAUCCGAUGACGAUGCUGUCGGUUUCUGGGUAAUAACUCCAAGCAAUGAGUUCCGAAACGGUGGCCCGCACAAACAGGACCUCACUUCUCAUGUUGGUCCGACUGCUCUUUCGAUGUUUGUUAGUACACAUUAUACCGGAACCGAAAUGGAUACAUUUUAUAAGCAAGGAGAGGCCUGGAAAAAGGUUUUUGGUCCGGUUUUAAUCUACCUUAAUUCCGCGUCUUCAAAAGAUGAUCACAGCAAGAUCCUCUGGAAUGAUGCUAAGAGACAGUUGAGUGAAGAAAUUGGAAGGUGGCCUCAUAAUUUCACUCGAUCAGAAGAUUUUCCUCACUCUGAACAACGGGGACAAGUUAAUGGGCAAUUGCUAGUGCGAGACCGGUACAUGGCUAAGGAAUUAAUGCAGGCGAAAUCCGCCUUUGUGGGGCUGGCUGCCCCUGGAGCUGCAGGUUCAUGGCAAACAGAAGGAAAGGGCUACCAGUUCUGGACUCAAACUGACAAUAGUGGCCAUUUCAGUAUAAAAAAUGUCCGACCAGGGGAGUAUAAUUUGUACGCUUGGGUCCGUGGUUUCAUUGGGAACUACAAAUUAGACCUGAACAUCACUAUCCAAACAGGAAGCAAGAUCGAAUUGGGUACACUUAUCUAUGAUCCUCCAAGAAAUGGCCCCACAUUGUGGGAAAUCGGAGUUCCCGACAGGUCGGCGGCCGAGUUCUUCAUUCCCGAACCAUCCCCACAAUUCAUGAACUCAAUUACCAAAGAUUACACUGACAAGUUCAGACAAUACGGAUUGUGGGAUCGGUACUCAGAUAUUUAUCGUGAUGGUGAUCUUGUCUACACUGUGGGCACAAGCAGCUACUCGAGGGAUUGGUUCUUUGCUCAUGUUCCAAGGCAAACAGGGAACAAUACUAGCAGGGCAACGACAUGGCAAAUCAAAUACAAUCUCCAAGAUGUAAACGAGAGAGGAACUUACACUCUCCGAUUGGCAUUGGCAGCGGCUUCUUAUGCUGAAGUACAGGUUCGAUUCAACAAUCCGAAUGCCCGCCGACCUUAUUUUACUACCAGAAGAAUCGGUUACGAUAAUGUCGUACCAAGGCAUGGAAUUCAUGGACUCUACAGAUUGUACAGCAUUAAUGUACCUGGAUACAGAUUUCGUGAAGGGGACAAUACCAUCUAUCUAACUCAGACGAGAAGCAGAAACUCUUUUGAAGCGGUUAUGUACGACUACAUUCGAUUAGAAGGGCCUAGCAGUUAGUCAAUUAGCUAUGAUAUUCAUGUGCAGUUAGGAAGUUCUUUUUAUUCUUUUUUAGGUCAUAGGCGGUGCUUAGGGAAAUGCUGUAAUUGAAGCCUGAUUCAGGCUAAAAUUCAUACAAUUAAAUUAGUUCAUUUAUUC